Molecule: messenger RNA, 1990 nt
Organism: Diprion similis
Lineage: Eukaryota; Metazoa; Arthropoda; Insecta; Hymenoptera; Diprionidae
Gene: rngo
Product: protein DDI1 homolog 2
Exons: 6
Coding region: 155-1549 (464 amino acids)
Biological process (GO): proteolysis
Molecular function (GO): protein binding; aspartic-type endopeptidase activity
Source: RefSeq, a predicted model, not a curated record
GCUGGGUUGUUUACAUCCCCACAAAAAAAGUGUCGAUCAUCCGACUGGAGCGGAAAGAAAUUAUUUUUUUUAAAUAUCUCCAGUUAAUCUUACGCGGAGAAAUUAUUCCCGAUAAAAAUAAAAGUCAAAUUUUUUAGUGAAAAAUAAUCGUAUCAUGAAAGUGACUGUGACCACGUUGAGCGAUGACAUCUUUGUACUCGAUGUCAGCGAGGAGCUGGAGCUCGAAAAUUUCAAGGCGUUCUGCGAAAUUGAAAGCGGUUUUCCGGCCCAUGAAAUCGUGAUUGCAUUCAACGGUCGUCCGUUAAUGGACGACAAAAAACCUCUAAAGGAGCAUGGAAUCAAAGACGGGGAUGUGGUCAUUUUACAGCACAUGCAACAGAGCGGUUCUGGACUUAGUUUGCAGGCGUUCGAUGGAGCUGUACCUACGUUGGACUUCAGCGCGAUUAGGAUUCCUGGAUCUUCAAGUAGAGCCGCGCCAAGUUCAAGCGGAGCUGCAGCACCGCAGAGACCUCAGAAUUCACGUAGCGAGGAUGACCCUGUUAUGAUCAGAGACAUGUUCCUCGCUAAUCCAGAUCAGCUAGCUUUACUUAAACAAAAUAAUCCCAGGCUAGCAGAUGCUUUACUUUCUGGGAACAUUGAAAGGUUUUCGAAUGUCUUAAAGGAACAAAUUAAAUCACGCGAAGAACGCCAAGUCCAGCGUGUAAGGAUGAUGAACGCAGAUCCUUUUGACACAGAAACUCAACGACUUAUAGCAGAAGAGAUAAGACAGAAAAAUAUCGAGGCAAACAUGGAGGCAGCUAUGGAAUAUAAUCCUGAAACAUUUGGGACUGUAGUUAUGCUCUACAUAAAUUGUAAAGUAAACGGUUUUCCGGUGAAAGCGUUUAUUGAUUCAGGUGCUCAAACUACAAUUAUGUCUGCCGCGUGUGCAGAACGUUGUCACAUAAUGCGUUUGGUGGAUUCGAGGUGGGCAGGUGUGGCGAAAGGUGUAGGAGUGCAAAAAAUCAUUGGCCGUAUCCAUAUGGUACAGAUACAGAUAGGUCAAGAUCACCUGACGACAUCUUUCAGUGUGCUUGAAGAACAGCCAAUGGACAUGCUACUUGGUCUUGAUAUGCUCAAAAGACAUCAGUGUUGCAUCGACCUGAAAAAAAACAUACUAAAUAUUGGUACAACUGGAACUGAAACUCCGUUUUUAACUGAGGGCGAACUACCAGAAUGUGCAAGGCUGAGUGGAAAUAGUGAUGAAUCCUUAGACGACAGAGAUUUGCAAAGAGCAUUAGAAGAUAGUUCAAAGGAUGCUAAAAAACAAAAGCAGCAGGACGGGCCAAGCGCAAGUAAUAGUCCAAUGAAUGUCACACCAUCAAUGUCGUCGAGCACGACAACAACUUUAGAAACAACCGUUCUUCCACAUGACCCCUUCACAGAUGGUACAGUAAAAGAGAUUGAAGCCUUAGGUUUUACACGCGCGCAGGUCAUUUCAGAAUUACGUCGAUUUAACGGAGACAAGGCUCAAGCUACAGCUGCGCUGUUUGCUAAAUCAUUGAAAUUCUAAUAAUGAAGAGGUUAUUAAAUAUUUCGAGGAAUAAUAAAGAACACUAGUGAAAAGAAUCCUUUGCUUGAUAGUCAGUACAAUGUGUGUCGUCAGCAUGUUGGUAAAAAGAAAGUCGUGGCAUAAUAUCAAAUGAAGUAUUCAGUGCCACAUGUUUGAGACAAUUAUGUGAUCAUUUGUACUGGUCGAAUUGAUUCUUUUCGUUCAAUGUGGUAUGGAACGACGAAUAAAUAAGUAAAGAAUGAUUAAUAUAAAGUUUAAGUAUAUGCUACGUACGGCAGCUUUCAAAAUUAUCAUGUAUUUUCCGUAAAUGUUGGCUGCCAUACUUUGAUAAGCCUCUAAAUCAUGCGACUGAACAAUGUAAUUAUAUUUAGCUGAGCCUACGCUAAAAGCGUAACUCACACAAGUAGAAAAGGAAAGACUUCGAUACAAGAGAAAAGAAAA